AUUCGGCUGUUAAGAGUGCCCCGUUGUCUCAUUGUCUACGAUGUGCGAUUAAAUUAUUGCUUGUAGAUGCACCAAUAGUGACAAUCAAGCUAGGUUCGAGUUUAAGGGCGAACCAUAUAAACGAAGGCGACGAUGUCUACUUCGAAUGCGACGUUCAAGCAAAUCCAGACGCCUAUAAGCUGGCCUGGUUCAAGGACGGUAAAGAAUUGCAUCAGAACACGACAGCUGGAAUUUUUCUUCCCAGCGGGCAAUCUCUGGUUUUGCAACGCGUGACCAGAAAUUCUGCCGGUGAAUAUUCCUGCAUGGGAACCAAUAUCGAAGGCAAAUCGACAAGCGGGCCUGUAAAACUCGAGAUAAUGUACGCACCAAUCUGCAAGGACGGCUCUUCCACUCAAGUGGUCGGCGCCCUGAAGCACGAGACAAUCUCGCUGGUCUGCGGCGUGCAAUCGAAACCGCCGCCAUCGACUUUCCACUGGACGUUCAACAAUUCCGGGGAGCUGAUGAACGUGCCGGCCAAUAGAUUCACGCAGGUCAAGCCUCUGAGCCUGAUCACGAGCCACUGGCACGGCUCCAGGCUGAAUUACACGCCGGAGAACGACAUGGACUAUGGGACGGUCGCGUGCUGGGCCAAGAACCGUAUAGGGGAGCAGAAGACGCCUUGUCUUUUUCAGAUCAUCGUGGCCGGGAAGCCGUAUCCCCUUCAGAACUGCACGGCUCUACAGUCGACCGGACCCUACGCGUAUCGAAUGGGUAAGCGACACUCGACUCUCGCGCCACCCUGAAACACGUCCCCCUCUGUUCUGACCUAAAUAGCGCUUAACUACACCAUUACGGUCGGGGCUCAUCAUCGAGGAUGACAGUUUACGGUCGAUAGCCUUGUUGUGCUCAACAGCUUGUUUCCUAUUGUGACCCGUGAAAAGCGAAGGUGACCAAUCGUGCGUGAAAAAGGUCGUGAAAUUAGGCGCGUUUCGUCCGACAGCUACCGAGACACCCUACGGGGCUCUUUCGUUACACGGGAUACUGACACUCCGGCCAGUCCGACGUUCGAGAUAUCUGAUACUCCAAGGGUCGGUCAGUCGUUCGCAGUGAUGCGUUAAAAGUUAGGUUACUGUUUCCGAUUUCGUUCCCCUCGAUACGGAAACCCGUGCCGUGGAUUCGGCAUUGAACAAGAUUUUUGCCAGUGCGGUGAAAUGGCUGGACGUUUGAUGAAUUCGGCGACUUAGCGUAUCCAAGGGUGCUAAACAAUUUGCGAACGUGGGGACAGGUUCUUUGCGGUUAACUUUUGGAGUAUGUCAACACGACUGUUUAAAUGUGCGUAUUUUUCUUCGUUCUUUAACACUGCGUUUAGAUA
Messenger RNA from Megalopta genalis, 1351 nucleotides. Lineage: Eukaryota; Metazoa; Arthropoda; Insecta; Hymenoptera; Halictidae. The record is from RefSeq and is a predicted model, not a curated record.